ACCGUCCCCGAAGACGUAAGAGGGCGAGUAUCCCAAACUCGGCAGCGUGCGCGGUCACGUGACGUCAACACGCUUCAGCUACGUGCGCGCCCCCGUCGUGCACCAUCAACAUGGCGCUCGCCGCCGUAUCAGGAGUUAAAGUUCCUCGCAAUUUCCGGCUACUCGAAGAGCUGGAGGAGGGACAAAAAGGCAUGGGGGAUGGGACAGUCAGCUGGGGUCUAGAGGACGACGAGGACAUGACCUUAACCAGGUGGCGAGGUGUCAUCCUCGGCCCUCCACGGACGAGCUAUGAAAACAGGAUGUACAAUCUGAAGGUUGAAUGCGGACCAGGGUACCCUGAGUCGCCACCAUUUGUCAGAUUUGUGACCAAGAUAAACCUUAACGGCGUGCACACUUCUAAUGGUGUGGUGGACAUGCAUGCAGUGACAGCACUGGCCAAGUGGCAGAACUCGUACAACAUAAGGACGGUGCUGCUGGAGCUGCGGCGCCUCAUGACCUGCAAGGAGAACAUGAAGCUCCCUCAACCACCUGAGGGCCAAAUCUACACCAACUGAGCCCGCGUUGCUACUUUUGCCUCCAUUCAAUUCCUUCUUCCUCCCUUCCUUUGUUGGCUAACUUCCCUUCAUCACCUACGCAUUCCAUCAGUUGAGAGAUUGAAAGCAGAGCUGAAAAGAUACGAGCACACGCUCGUCAUUCUGGGUGACUUCUUUUCUCUUCCAACAUCGGAUCACUCGCUUGUGAUCAUUUGAAUACUGUACAUCUUUUUUUUAUGAUUUGUGGAAAAUUGCAGAUUGUACAAUAACAUAAAUAACCUGAAGAAGUGUA
Molecule: messenger RNA, 825 nt
Organism: Corythoichthys intestinalis (scribbled pipefish)
Lineage: Eukaryota; Metazoa; Chordata; Actinopteri; Syngnathiformes; Syngnathidae
Product: ubiquitin-conjugating enzyme E2 variant 1-like
Exons: 4
Coding region: 111-554 (147 amino acids)
Biological process (GO): protein K63-linked ubiquitination; DNA damage tolerance
Cellular component (GO): nucleus
Source: RefSeq, a predicted model, not a curated record